CACAGGGGCCCCGCUGAUGGUGCCGAUAAAUACCAGACCGGAGAUCAGCUGCCGUCACUCCGAUCCAUCAGCUGAUGAUCAAAAUGAAGAUCCUGCUCCUCCUGCUCCUCCUGCUCGCAGUGUGUCCGUGCAGCCACUCCUCUGCAGCUCACUAUCCGACCGGGAAGAACCGGCCGUGCUGCCUCCACGUCUCCAGGAAGAACCUCAGCAGUCAAGUUGUCGGCUCGGCUUUCCAUAAGCAGCCGGCCCGGUUUCCCUGUGUGAGAGCCGUGAUACUCUACACACAGACUGGACCCAUAUGUGUCCAUCCCAGAGACUCCUGGGUCCAACAAGUCAUUGCCAAUAUUACGAAGAAGGAAUAAAGCGAACAUGAACACACUGUUGGACAUGCAGCUUCAUUUAAAAUAUUAAUAAUCCUCAGGCCACUGAUUCUUAUAUUUAUUUUCUUCUACAAGAAAAAUUUAUAUUUAUUUGACCAAUAAAAUUGCUGCAUUUGCUUUCAACACUUAAAAUAAUUGCAUUUUUCCCACUCGUCUCAUUUUUGUACUUAUGAACUUUCCCUGUGAAAUGCUUUAUGAAAUAUAAAUAAAUUUGCUUACUUAUUCACUCAAAUAAGUGAAUUGUGCUGC
This is a messenger RNA of Xiphophorus maculatus (southern platyfish), 629 nucleotides long. Its product is annotated as C-C motif chemokine 2-like. Gene Ontology annotation, cellular component: extracellular region. Gene Ontology annotation, molecular function: CCR chemokine receptor binding; chemokine activity. The record is from RefSeq and is a predicted model, not a curated record. The transcript is spliced from 4 exons. Lineage: Eukaryota; Metazoa; Chordata; Actinopteri; Cyprinodontiformes; Poeciliidae. Bases 75 to 362 code for a protein of 95 amino acids. Gene Ontology annotation, biological process: cellular response to type II interferon; positive regulation of ERK1 and ERK2 cascade; chemokine-mediated signaling pathway.